AUGGCAAAUUCUGCAGAGCCAACAGCGGCCCACGAACCUCCUUAUAGAUUCGUUCCUGGGCAGGGGUAUGAGAUAUACGAUGGUGACCCUUCACAGGUAUCCAAGUCGAAUGUCAUCACAGACGAUCUGAAAGAGACAGAUGAGGAUCUAGAGGAUGUAUUUGCAGACGAGGAUGUCGACGACGAGUAUCUUGCUUCUCAUGACUCAUCUGACUUCACAAAGAUCUAUAACAGGCAAAGACGCCUACAAGAGACCGCCGCUGAUCCCCAAGCUCCAAAGUCUUCCUUCCCAAAAGCCAAUCCCCAAAAGCCAACCGCCAACACGAUCGCCUCAAUAGACGAUCAAGUAUCAUCUCUGUCUCGACAUGCUGCCAAAAUUAGGCUGGACAAUCAGCAGUCUGGCCUUGGGGCUGUCCGUAGCAGAGGUGCGGAAAAGAGCGAUAGAGCUACGAAUGAGCAAGUUCUUGAUCCGAGGACGAGGAUGAUUCUCUUGCAGAUGAUCAACCGCAAUACGGUAUCGGAGGUAAAUGGCUGUAUCUCGACUGGUAAAGAAGCAAACGUCUAUCAUGCAUUUUCUACUCUCCCAAAUGAUGAUCAGAAUGCUAGCUCCAUCUGCACACAGAGAGCAAUAAAAGUCUUCAAAACGAGCAUACUUGUUUUCAAGGAUAGGGACAAGUACGUGACAGGCGAGUACAGAUUCAAGUCGGGUUACAAUAAGAGCAAUAAUCGGGCAAUGGUCAAGGUUUGGGCAGAGAAAGAGUUCAGGAAUCUCAAAAGAAUCUAUGCUGCUGGGAUUCCAUGUCCUGAACCAGUGCAACUACGUCUCCAUGUGCUUGUGAUGGGCUUCUUGGGUAACAGCAAAGGUACACCAGCCCCUAGGUUGAAAGAUGUCGAGCUGGUGGGAGAUGAUGUUGAAACUCGUUGGAAGGCAUUGUAUUUGCAGCUACUGCGCUAUAUACGGAUGCUAUUCCAGACUUGUAGGCUGGUGCAUGCCGAUCUCAGCGAGUACAAUAUUUUGUGUCAUGACGAUCAAUUAUAUCUCAUUGAUGUUAGUCAAAGCGUCGAGCAUGAUCAUCCUCGAAGCCUUGAAUUUCUUCGAAUGGACAUCAAAAAUGUUACCGAAUACUUCCGCAAGCAAGGCGUCGAAACUUUGUCGGAAAAAGCGGUUUUCGGUUUUGUGACUGCCGUCGAGGGAUCUAUGGACAAUGACUGCAUUGCCGCCUCUCUUGACACCCUUUACGCAGCCAGGAACAACGAUGAUUCUGAAACUGGGAAUGCCGAUGUUGAUCAAGAAGUCUUUCGUAACCAAUAUAUGCCGCAGACGCUCGAGCAAGUAUAUGAUGUGGAACGUGACGCAAAUGAAGUUGCCGAGGGAAGUCAAGGCAGUCUAGUCUAUGGCGGCCUGCUUGCAGACAAGAUUAGCAAGGACUACGAGCAUGAAGCAGUUUCUGAUAGGUCCGAUCUUUCUGACAGCGAUUCGGAAUCUACGAAGCAAGACCAUAUCGAAUUCGACAAAGAAAGACCGAGGGGUAAGCGUUUCAUCGAAAAGGACGUAAGAAAGGAGCAUAAGCAACAAGUCAAGGAAGAGAAGCGAGCCCAACGAGAGACCAAAAUACCCAAACAUGUCAAGAAGAAGAUGAUCAAAAGCUCCACAAGGCACAAACACAAAUAG
Messenger RNA from Bacidia gigantensis, 1671 nucleotides. RefSeq lists its product as uncharacterized. Lineage: Eukaryota; Fungi; Ascomycota; Lecanoromycetes; Lecanorales; Ramalinaceae. Gene Ontology annotation, molecular function: protein serine/threonine kinase activity; ATP binding. Gene Ontology annotation, biological process: maturation of SSU-rRNA. Gene Ontology annotation, cellular component: preribosome, small subunit precursor; cytosol. The coding region runs from base 1 to 1671 and encodes 556 amino acids. The transcript has a single exon. The record is from RefSeq and is a predicted model, not a curated record.